Molecule: messenger RNA, 331 nt
Organism: Lobosporangium transversale
Lineage: Eukaryota; Fungi; Mortierellomycota; Mortierellomycetes; Mortierellales; Mortierellaceae
Exons: 2
Coding region: 70-297 (75 amino acids)
Source: RefSeq, a predicted model, not a curated record
CAAUUAAGCAGCAAGCAACAGCAACAGGAAACCGUACCAGGUUUGGGUGAGGCUGCGAGUUCACUUAAUAUGGAACAGAAUCUACUUUUGAGUAUGUUGAAUGAUACUCAUGAAUUACAGAAAUCGCUUGUGUCCCUCAUAAGCCCAUCCUCUGAAACUCAGCAAAACAUCCAACAAGCCAAGAAGGAUUUGCUCCGCGGCACAGACGAUCCAGAUGUCCAAUCUAUGCUUGAUAGGCUCAAAGCCAUGACCCAUACUCUCGAGAAAAGUCGACAGCGGAUCAAAUUACAACCAUAGAAAAAGGGGUACUUGAAAAUAAAAUAAUAGAGCA